Hansenula ciferrii is the source of this 2247-nucleotide messenger RNA. RefSeq names its product Zn(II)2Cys6 transcription factor domain-containing protein. The coding region runs from base 1 to 2247 and encodes 748 amino acids. Gene Ontology annotation, biological process: positive regulation of transcription by RNA polymerase II. The transcript has a single exon. Gene Ontology annotation, cellular component: nucleus. NCBI's taxonomy places the organism in Eukaryota, Fungi, Ascomycota, Saccharomycetes, Phaffomycetales, Wickerhamomycetaceae. Gene Ontology annotation, molecular function: transcription cis-regulatory region binding; zinc ion binding; DNA-binding transcription factor activity, RNA polymerase II-specific. The record is from RefSeq and is a predicted model, not a curated record.
AUGACAGAGAGUGCAGGCACUCAACCUCUGGUUUCAGCUAGCCAUCUAGCUCAAGCUUCUUCCCAGAUCUCAAUACCAUCAACCACCACACCAAACACGUCUCAGAGUAUAAGUAAAAGCACUCCACAGUCAAACAAUGGAACAACAGCUUCAGGGUCAGUUACUACAAGUUCAUCAAAGAAGAGAGUCCGUACUGGUUGUAUGAACUGUCGAAGAAAGCAUAAAAAAUGUGAUGAAGUCAAGCCAAUUUGUUCAACUUGUCAACAAAAGAAUGAAAAUUGUGAAUGGCCAACGCCAAAGCUGAAAAAAUCAAACUCAAGAAGGAGCUCACUGAGUAUUCCAAGCAAUGGUUAUGGCGGUUAUACCACUAGCGCUGCAGUUAAUCCUGGUGUAUCAGCUGUCAAUUCAUAUUUGCAACAGGGCGCUAACGUGAAUUCCAUGAAUUAUCCCUUACAAUCUAGACCAGUGUCAAAUGAAGCUUCUAUAAACCCUUCUUUCAAGAGACCAAGAAUAGAAACAUCGUCGCCGCUGGAACAGCUGAGUCAAUUGGUACCAGCUAGUACAGCUGCUCAGAUUAAUCAUCAACUCCCACAGCAAAUGAAUCAUCAAGAACAAUCGUUUAUUUCAAAUCGUCCAAAUUCUUCUCAACAACCUCCAAACGCAUUACAUCCAGUAUCUCCAUUUGGUACUUUAGCAUUUGAUGAUCAGGCACCCAGAAGAGCUUCAACAGAUUUAUCUUCGUAUUCUUUGGUGAACGCUGCAAAUGCACCUUUAAUGUCACAAAAUCAACAUCAACUUCACUUUACCCCAGGUCCUCAGAUUCGCUCUCAAAACAAUUUUACACCACCAUUACAACAACAGCAAAUACAAGAAUAUCAACAAGCACAUUCUUUGUCUUAUCAAUCACCCGCUCCAUCAAGUUCAAACGGAAAUUUAACAGAUCCAAAACUAAAUUUGAACAAGUUACUGAACUCACAAGGCCCAAUAAACCCACAACAAUUACAGCAACCCCAAUCAUCCAUAAGACAUGAGCGGUUUUCUGCUUUAGAUGAAACUUUGAAGACAAAAAUUGAUCACUCAAGGGUGGUUGAUGGUGAAACAAAUCCAAUGACAAGCACAGUACAUAACGGAACAGUUCCUUUUGAUCAGUUGGCUUUCAAAACUCUGAAAAAAAGGUUAGACAGUUUUCUUACCUAUAAUAUGGUUACAAAAGAAACUUUCCCGUAUGUUGAGCUUUCAAGCUCCGAACAAGCCAUGUUGAUUAAUCGUUUCAUUGUUCAUGUGUCUCCAAAAUUGAAUGUCUUGGGAUCUGAUUUUUGGUCAAGCUUUGUUCCUGUGUUAUCAAAAUCUUCUGACUUGGUCAAGUGUGCUAUCUAUACUAUUGCUUUAUUUGAUAUGAAAUGUUUUGAAAAGGGUCUGCAGGUGUUUUUGAUGAGCUUCAAUUAUAUGCCAGAAGAAAGAGGUAAACUACCAGUGUAUGUUAGCUUAACGAUAUUAACCCUGGCAACAACUUUAGUUUCGAGCCACACAGACUGGAAAGUCACUGUCAAAAAUUUGUCUACUUUCCUUAAUACCAAUUCUGCAAAAGAUAAUACUUGGAUUUCAAAAUCUUAUAAUAAUGACUGCUUAUGGUGGUGUGUUCUGAAGGAAAUUGAUACUUUGGAAAUUGGUGAAGAAGGUUCAGCAUUCUCUAAGGAAACAUUAGAGUCUUACACUCAAGGAAGUGAGAUCACACAAAUCAUUUCUCUUCUCUCACAAACAGUUAAUUUAAUUGGAUCCAAUGAUAUUCAAGAUUUUGAUGAAAAAUGGAGAAACUUGUGGGAAAAAACACAAGCAUGGUUCCUAAAUAGAAACACAACUUCCCCUUUAAUUGAGUUCAAAACAAAUUCAAGUGGUGAUUUCCCAGUUCUGGUCUAUGGAUCUGGGCCUGCAGCUUUAUCUAACCAACUAUACCAUACUGCAAGUAUCAUCUUACUACAAAAUAAGCCUAGGACUCUCAGAUUUCAAUCUUCUGUUAGACCUGUUACGUACCAUGCUAAGCAUAUUGUUGGAUCAACAUUGAAUAACGAAUAUUUGGAAUCUUGGAAUAAUAUUAAUCAAUGUUUAUGGAAUGCUGGUAAGAUUUUCACACAUCAGGAUGAACAUAAAACUAUUCUGAAUUUAAUUGCUACAAUUCAAGAGAAGACCGGUCAAGUCCCUAGAUAUAAUGUUGGUUCAUUUCAGCAAUACUGGAGAGAAACCAGCUAA